Nasonia vitripennis (jewel wasp) is the source of this 1441-nucleotide messenger RNA. RefSeq names its product dual specificity protein phosphatase 3. Gene Ontology annotation, molecular function: MAP kinase phosphatase activity; protein tyrosine/serine/threonine phosphatase activity. Gene Ontology annotation, biological process: negative regulation of MAPK cascade; protein dephosphorylation. The coding region runs from base 413 to 1054 and encodes 213 amino acids. Lineage: Eukaryota; Metazoa; Arthropoda; Insecta; Hymenoptera; Pteromalidae. Gene Ontology annotation, cellular component: cytoplasm. The transcript has 5 exons. The record is from RefSeq and is a predicted model, not a curated record.
AUUAUAUACAAUACUCAAACUGCAUCAGCUGACGAGUUUCCCGAUAUUGCGCAGUUUCGACAAAUUGAGAGAGAAGAGGCGAGCCGCCGCUGCCAUGUGCGUUUAACAUAAACAUUAGGAGAGACUAGCCGGCGACUCGCGAAGGUCAAGUUCGCGUCCAUAGUCCAAUUGUCCAGCAGGAGGAGAAGCAAUAGUUAGUUGACGAGGUGCGCUCGAACCAGACGGACGCACCAGUCGGUUCUCGGAACGAAUUCAAUAAGUUUCAAUAAUAUUUAGAUCACUGUACUGCGUUUGUUUUGAUAUCUAUAUAUUGCCAUGGAUUACCCGAGGAGAUACAACUACGUGAGCAGGCUGUCGGUCGAGUGAAUAGCUGUUUGAGAGCUGCCUGUGUGUUCCAGAGGAGCCUGGCGAGAUGACGGACAUGGCUGAGGCUGAGACGGAGAAGGAUUUCCGUAAACCGCUGCCGGACGGCGAGACGACCGUACAGCGCUUGGUCCACGCGCUCCACACCACCAGGACAGGUUACAAGCGUAUGCCCGGCUUCGAUCCCAGCAUCGACAACAUCGAGUACUACCGGGCCCAGCAAACCGUCGACUGCGAUGAAGUUUUUCCUCGCAUUUACAUCGGAGAUGGUAUUACUGCCAAGAACAAACCGUACCUGCAGAGGAUAGGUAUCACCCACGUGUUGAACGCAGCCGAAGGCAAGAAGUUCGGCAUGGUAAACACGGACGCCAAUUACUACAAAGACACGACAAUAAAGUACCUCGGCUUGCGAAUGCUCGACUUGCCCAGCACCGACAUCGCCCAGUUUUUCUUCACCGCAGCAGCUUUCAUAGAAGACGCGGUACAAUCUGGAGGGCGAGUCUACGUGCACUGCGUACAGGGAGUGUCGCGCAGCGCGACCUGUGUGAUCGCCUAUCUGAUGAUCAAGAAGGGAAUGUUGGCUACCGAUGCCAUCCGUACGGUGAGACUGAGUCGGGACAUCCAUCCCAAUGAAGGCUUCCUCCGUCAGCUGGCGACGCUCGAUAAUCAAUUGCGCAGACAGCGAUUGUAAAACAAUCUGAUCCGAGAGACGAGUGAUCUUGCUAUGCAGCGCCUUUUUUUAUUUACGAUGCAUGCUGCACUUAAUGAUUAAUGAAAGCUUUGUUAACGAUUAGUUCGUUGUUGCGAGAUCGCGCUUUGUAAUCUAGAGAUCGAAUUUCCCGCAUGAUUUACAUCAUGUCGGAGCUUAUUCACUAUUAUUUUCCAAUGCUAUUUGAACGAUUCAUUAAAAAGUAUUAAUACGUAGGCUUUAUUCUACUAUACAGUGUUUUGGAAACACGAGCUUGAUUGAAAAGUUAUUUUUGUAAUGAAAAGAUUAAUGAUUUAUCUUUGUUUUGUAACUUUGUGAAUAAUGUGUACAAAAUGAAAAGAUGAAAAAUAAAGAAUUUGAUACACUAUU